ACAAUCGAGCGUUGAUAUUGAGAAAUAACAGACACUUUGACGUUUACAGUCGUUACUGAGAAUUUCUGCAACUUUUCUGGGUUUUUCGUUUUUGAUUUUUUUUUUUUUUUAGAAUAAAUUGUCGCAAAAUUCAGCAUUUCAAAACCUUUUUUUUACUUCUUUCAUUAUUCCAAAUUCAAAAUGAAAUAAGAUUGUGAACAAAGAUCCGUUGGAAAAAUGAAAAAAAAAGUGGGAAAAAAAGUUUAGUUCAUCGUGGUUUUGUGUGGUCAUCAUGUACGAUAAUCGGAUAGUGUCAAAGAGUGUAACGAAUUGCUUUUAUCGGCGUAAAAUUCAAGCGAAGCAAAAGAAAAGAAUCAGACAAUUCCGCAUGAGAAAUAACAACAAAUGAAAUUCGCGAGAAAAAAAAUGAGUUGCGUCGUCGCGUCGAAAACCAUUUCAAGAAUUAUGAUUUCUCUCUGACGUAUAUCGAGCUGUAAAUUUAUGACUUUGUGAAAUGCAUGCAAGAUGUUGAAUGGGUUUUUAAGGAUCUCGCGACCAAUCGAUUUGCUUAUUAGUUUUAAACGCAAUCAUUAUGUGGCCCAGAGUGUGCCAUGAGGUAAAAAUGUUUGCCGUGAAAUCUUCUCUUUCUCUCAGAGAAAAAUAAGCGUAAGAAUAUUGGGACGAAUUACCAAAUGUUAAGUGCUGUGUUGUAAACCCAAACAUCAAACACAAAUAUAAAUUGAUGACGGAACGCGAGCGAGCGCAACGAAAAUAUUUGUAUCGUUGCCGUUUCGUUCAGGCCUCAUUACCAACGCUUAAAAUAAUAGUUGUAGCACAGGCAAACCAGGAAAAACACAACUAAUACUCGCCGAUUAAAUCCUAUUUUCCUGUUUAUUUAUUGGAUUGGGUGAGCAUUGAGCAACAAAAACGCUUUGAACAACAUCAAAAACCACAUUUCCGAUUUCGAAUCCAUUCUCUCGCCUCUGCUCCUGCAGCAAUGGCAAAAUCUCUUAAUACGCCCAUUAGAUUUUCGGAUUUUUUUCCAGUUGCGUCGUAACGAACAAGAGAGGCAUAGAAAGAGCGAGAGUAAGUGAAGCACGGUGCUACUGUUUAGGCUGUGUUGCCUUCGUUUACAAUUGCACACGUGCAUGUAACUUUUUUUCUAUGCUUGAAGGAGAAUUGCAUUUCGAAGCGAGACGAUGUGGAAGAAAAAGAGAACAAAUUUUAACGAUGUUUCAUUUAUUGGGCUAACAUAUUCAUAUCCGUAGUGGUGUUAUUCUUAUUGAUUGUCGUGAAUUGGGAUUUUCUUUUGGGGACACCGUGGCAAAUAAAUCGACACUAACGAUGUGGAAAAAUUGAACUAAUUUGACGUGGUGAAAAGCCAGAUAUUGAAAUCCAUAACAAGUACUGGGUGGCCUGAAAACACACAAAUACAAAAGAGAGAAAUAAGCUGAUCAAGCAUUUCUUCAUCUUUUAUCAACCAAAACUAAACGUUUCACACUUUUUUUUCGCUUUCCCUUUUUACAAUUUUCUGUAUAUUUUUAUAUUCUCACUGUUUUUACGCUUGAAAUUCAAUGCUUGAAAUUUGACGCCAAUGAUUUACUCGUCAACUGUAAAAACGGCAUCAUCACACAGUUGAACUAAAAUUUAAAUGUCAGUUAAUUUAUGUCUGUCCUAGACAUUUUGUCGUCGGCACAAUCAAUGAACCACAUCGCCGUCACCUUUUCAUAGCGGUAAAGGGACAUCUGAUUCGAAACAGGAUCAGAAAAAAGUGGAAUAUUUUGAGAGAAAACAUUUCCAAGCGUUGAAGGCAAAUGUGACUUUUUAUUUGUUUUUCUUUCGGGAACUUUUAUUAGAAUUUUUUUUUUAUUGAGAUUUCUUUUCUUCAGUUUUAAUGGUCUUAUUAAUUGAGCGAAAAAGGAGGAAAGAAAUAAGUUCAAACGUAAUAAAAUGUCCUUCACGAAAUUUAUCAGGAAAAACUUUUUUCUAACUUGAAACUUUACAUAGAAAAAAAAACUUUGAAAUCUUCUUCGCUCAACGUCGAAGCGAUAAACAUAUUUCACCUUUUUUUAGUAUUUUUCUUUUCUUUUCCUCUAUGUUUUUUUUUAUUUUUCUCUCUCUGAAACGUCGUUUUUCUCUAAAAAAUGAAUUUUCUGCCGAAAUAGAGUCAUUAUUCGAUUUGAAUGACAAAUGUUUAGCAUAAAUGAUGAUCAUUCUUGAAAACACUGUAUCAAAAACAAUCAUUUUCUGACACCAAAUCAAGGUCUGUAGAAUAUCAACGAUUUAAAUUUUGGUUACACGACUUAUUCCAGAAUGCCUAUUAUUAUUCAAGUUAAAUAUUCUAUCUCAACAAUUUGAAUGAAAUAAUAUGCAAGAGUCACGUACCGGUUGCAAACUAAAAAACUGUAAACAAAUUAAUCCAACAAAACGAUAGCGAUGAGGAAUUUGGCAUAGAUUUCGUUUGUUCUGCUUCUAUUUCUGAUUGUUUCACUUUGAUUGAAUUGUGUUUGUACUCGGCAAUUUUUUGUUGUUUCUAUUUUGUUAUUUUAAAUGUCACAGAUAAAUUUCUAGUCACUGAUAAUUAUUCGUUGCAUGGAUAUACUUCACUUUCACUCGAUGUAAUUCCUUUUUUUUCAGGCUCCACUGAAAAUCCUUGAUGAAGCAAAAAAAAAAAUUUGCUUGAAAUCUAAUGUCCAAGUUGAAUUUCACGAUUUUCCUCGGAGUAGUGUUUACUUUUUGUGCACUGUAAGAAGAACACGCGAAUGACGACCUUCCGUCGUGUGUGUCGACCAGUCAACGUUACUUGAAAAUUACGAAAUGAAUACUGAGCUAGCGGUUACGAGAGAGGAAAAACAUUAACGCAGUAACGCGCGAACUCGUCCAAAUAUCAAAAAUGAAAGACAAACACACACACACACACACACAUCAUCAGUACACGCCACACAUAUCCCUCUUCACAGGCUCAUUCAAAUGAUAGAGGCGAUCCAGCGAAACACGAAUAUGAAUAAUCACAAUAUGCUCGAUUGGUACAUAAUGUAGCGAACGGUUUCACUCCGCCGAUGUGAACGGAGAAGAGCAAGAGAUAGAAAGAGAGAAGAAGAAAGUGUGAAGUAUUUGUGUAUAUAUACAUAAAAUAUGCGGUUGUAUAGCACAAACAACGAUCGUCUGCCACUUUUUCUCUCGCUCAUCAUUAUCCGUGUGGCUCUUGUUUUUCUCCUUUGCACGGGCCUUCUAUCGUGCGUUUCGCAUCACACUGUAUAUAAAUGCAGGUUGCACUCUUCGCUCACUCGUGCGCGGAUCACAAGCAGAUUGAAGUGCAUUUUCAUGAGAGCGAAAAAAAAGGACAAAAAGGAAAAUAAAAAUCAAUCAGGAAUAACGAACGAAAACAUUUUUUUUUUUCUCUUUUCCAUGCGAUUUUUUCCACAAUUUCUUUUUAUUAGUAAUUUCGAUGCAAUGAGAUCAUGGAGUGAACGCCAAGUAAAUAACCAAUGUUUACUUUUUGCGUUUGUUGAACCUUGCACUUUCAAUAUUGUAUUCCAUUACAACAAUAUUCCGCUGAAUUUCGGAAUUUCCAAGUAAUUCAAUGCAUCGCUCAGUGUCACAAAAUCUGACGACUGAAUACGAGUCUUGCAGAAAUUAAUGGGAGCAAAAGACCCAUUAUGUUUGUUCAAGUGACCGUUGUAUAAUGUUCUCCAUAUAUGCAGUUAGAAUAGUACAAACAAAGGCCAAUAUUUUUGGUCACCGUUUUCAUCCAGACAGUGUGUGGAGUGUUGAGUAAAUGAAUUUGCACUUAUUUCUAGACUGAUUUUGUGUGUUGGUCGUUCGACAUUUCGUUUACAUAUCUCAACACUUGGAUGAUGUAUGUGUGAAUGGGAGAAAAAAUACAGUGAAGAUUUUGUGUUCAUUAUGCUGUUUACAGUGAAACAAAAACAAAUAUCGGGAUCAUAAGUAUCAGCAUUCGGUGGUGAAGUAUCUAUGAAGAUGCGAUUUUGAAAAGGUGAAAAAGAAUGAAACCGCGCCCCCUCGACACUCGAUCGGCUCGAUUCGCGUUUUUAUUGGUCUGUGCAUCGGAACGAAUGAACACACACGUAUGUGAUUGUGCGUCUGCGUCUGCGUCUUUGUUCGUUGAUGCACACACGGAUGAACCCCAAUACCGUGUUUGUGUUCUAUCUCUGUGACGAAGCUCUCAAUCGAUUUCAGUCUCACUCUUAUUCCCAUUCACGCUCUGCCAUUAUUUUACUACUAUUUGUUUGUACUAUAACGUAGCCACUGAUUCACGUUUUUCAGCGUAUCUAUUGAUCAUUUUGCCGAGUCUAUUCAUUUGAAUCGAUAUGAUGACCAUUUCAAUUCAAACAUCACACAAAUCGAUUCUGUCGUUCUUUGACUGCUCGAGGGUUUAUUUCAAUCUGAUUCACUCUGUGGCGACCUGAACACGAUUGUGCUUCUGUACGUAAAUUGAAAAUGACUUUUUUUUUGCUAAGAUCAAUGAACUAUUCGAGUGAGUAUCAACACUACUAUGGUAAGCGUUGUCUUUUUAAAGAGCUGAAAUUUAAUACCUACGACAUUGGUCUUGAGUCGGGACUUUUGGUGAAAGCCAAGAUCUAACUCUAUUUUUCUUCUAAAUUAUAAUAUGAGUUUUAAGUUAAAAAAAAAAAUCUACUUUCAUCAAGUUUUGUAAAAAUUAAAAAAAAAAUUACUUCGAAAAUUAAUCAAAGUGGAUAAUUUUUGAUUCAACUCAUUUUUAUUGAUUUUCGGUGUUAAGAAAAUCAUUCUUUUCAUAAAGCUACUCCAACUGUUGUUUCAUUCAACUUCGAAUACGCUCACAAAACUGGUUGUGCUGACUCUUUUUGAACACCCUAAAAAUUGGCAUCUGACAAUACUACACUUGGUCUUUCGAUUGACAUUUAGCUGUACGUAACCGAACUGUCAAACAAAUUGAAUAUAGUAAACAAACGGGAAUGCAAGAACAUCAUAUGCAACAUUUUCGCCUUAAAAAAUUGAAAUAAGUUGAAAGUUUCGAUUCACUCGAGGUAAAAAAUAGUGCCAUUUAUCGAUUCAAAAUGAUUAAUUUCCCCAGCGGUCCAAUUGUAUCUUCAAUUCACAUCGAACCUGUUGACAGCGAUGAAUACAACCAGAGUUUGGUUGAACAGCUCACACCAUACCAUAAGCAAACGUUUCUUCAUUACGUGAAAAUUGAGAGAAAUCUGUUGAAUGUACCUGAUUCAUAUCCAAAGCUGUGUGCACGUGUUGUAGAUGAGUUAAACAAAGAACAGUUUAAAUGUAGUCAAACCGAAUGGCUGAAUAUUCUGAAAGCAUGGAAAGACUUUGUGAGUGCCCAUUCCGGAAGUAAAAUGCUAACAACAGAAGACAAAGAACUAUUGAAAUAUAUGAAUCAUGUCAAGAAGUCUAAUGUAUCGAAAUCUACAUCUAAAGCUAUAGAAAAUUUCUCGACGCACUGUCGAAUUUGUUUGGCGUCGAGUAGCUCGAAAAUGUUGUAUUUGUUUGAAGAGAAAAAGCAAUCAUGCCAUGCGGAAGUAUCGUUGCUCGAUAAGCUAAAUUAUUGCUCGUGUUUUACAGCACAAGCCAGGGCUGAUGACCAAUUGCCGCAGUACAUUUGCAUGAGCUGUUCGAUUUUAGUUGAAAAUGCAUAUCAAUUGAAAGUUUUAUGUGGCAAAACCGAAGAAAAAUUGCAAGAGUUCCUCCAAAAAGUGGACCAGCAAAAUGACCAAACUGAGUUGGAAAUGAAUUCUGGUGAACUUUAUGUGAAUAUUCAAUCAGAAGAGCAAGGAGAGCACACUUUUUCUGAUGUGAAGCAUGAAGAUGAGAUGGGAGUUGUUCAUCUUUCAACAAAUGAAACAGAUUUCAGGAGAGAGCAAGACACAUUCGAAAUAGAUGAUGCUAGUGAAGAGAUACAAAUAGUAAAAAUCAAAGCAAAACAAUCUCGUGAAUAUCGAUGCGAUAUGUGCACCGCAGUGUUUUCGAGCAAACGACGUGUCUGUGAUCACAUGGAUCAAAACCAUAAGGAAGAUGUCAUUCAUAAAAAGUCCUACAAGUGUCCCGAAUGCGACAAAUGUUUUCGUGUGAAAUGCGCACUCACAAUUCACAUACGAACACAUACUGGUGAACGACCCUAUCACUGUGAGAUCUGUCGAAAGUCGUUCAAAACGUCAAGCGCUGUAAAUAAUCACCGUGUAAUUCAUACCGAAGCAAAGGACUUUAAAUGUUCAACCUGUGCAUUCAGUACAAAUACAAAGGCGAAUCUGAGAAUUCACGAGCGAACUCAUAGUGGUGUUCAACCGUAUGCCUGUCAAUUCUGCCCGAUGAAAUUCCGAACCGCAAGCAAUGUGAUCAAACACAUGCGUAAUAUCCAUGAAAAACAAAAAUUAAACAAAUGUGAACAGUGCGAUCGUUCGUUUUUCACUCGCGAGUCACUUCGGAAGCACAGUGUCAUUCAUACAGGAUUGAGGCCAUUCAACUGCCCUCAGAAAGAAUGCCCACAAUCAUACGGAUGGUAUAACGGGUUGAAAAAACACAUUCUUCAUCAGCACUCCAACGAUGAUGUGAAACUGCCGAGCGAAAAAUUCUUCUUAGACAAAUUAAAAGACAUUCUGCCAUAGCACUUGAGAUGAAUCUAAUAGAAAUGCCAAAAAUAAAUUGACGUUGCUAAGAAAAGAUUAA
This is a messenger RNA of Sitodiplosis mosellana (orange wheat blossom midge), 6657 nucleotides long. Its product is annotated as zinc finger protein 676-like. Gene Ontology annotation, molecular function: DNA-binding transcription factor activity, RNA polymerase II-specific; zinc ion binding; RNA polymerase II cis-regulatory region sequence-specific DNA binding. NCBI's taxonomy places the organism in Eukaryota, Metazoa, Arthropoda, Insecta, Diptera, Cecidomyiidae. The transcript has 8 exons. Bases 5040 to 6596 code for a protein of 518 amino acids. Gene Ontology annotation, biological process: regulation of transcription by RNA polymerase II. The record is from RefSeq and is a predicted model, not a curated record. Gene Ontology annotation, cellular component: nucleus.